AGGGGAUAUAACAGCCAAGAUCGCCCGGCAAAUACUUCAACGUUACGGUACUGUUUGGGGAGCAUUCGCAGAGAGAGAGAAAGUGGAAGACCCUCUCUUUACCAUUAAUUCUUGUUUUUAAACGCCCCAAUUUCCAUAUAUUCGCUCGUUCGCAGUUGCUUGUAGAUGUGUGGAUUAAGGAUUCACCAUAUCGAUUGAGGUCACUAGAAUUCACUGGUUGAUGAUUUCAGUGUAAUCAGCUGUGAUUAUAGGAGGUUUUAUCCUUGGAAUCACUAGAAUCUGCCUGUAUUAUCUGUUUAUAGUGAUUGGAGAUGGGGUUUGGGAGAUCAGUAGUUGUGGUGUUUCUAGGGUUUUUGCUGCUGAAUCUGAGCGGAGAGGUAAUAGGUCGGUUUGUGGUGGAGAAGAACAGCUUGACGGUGACUUCGCCGGAUAAUAUCCUCGGAACUCACGACAGUGCCAUUGGCAACUUCGGGAUUCCUAAGUACGGGGGGACGAUGGCAGGGACGGUGGUGCACCCCAAGGAGAACCGGAAAGGUUGCCGCAGUUUCGACGAAUUUGGGGUUUCGUUCAAGCCAAAGUCCGGUGCUAUGCCCAAUUUCGUUUUACUCGAUCGUGGAGAUUGCUUUUUUGCUUUGAAGGUAUGGAAUGCCCAAAAUGCUGGUGCCUCUGCAGUUCUUGUAGCGGAUGACGUUGAGGAAGCAUUGAUAACAAUGGACACACCUGAAGAGGAUAUUUCAUCUGCAAAAUAUAUUGAAAACAUCACCAUACCUUCUGCAUUGAUUGAAAAAAGUUUUGGUGAAAAGUUAAAGAAGGCAAUCAGUGAAGGGGAAAUGGUUAAUGUGAAUCUUGAUUGGAGAGAAGCGGUUCCACACCCAGAUGAUCGUGUUGAGUAUGAGUUAUGGACCAACAGCAAUGAUGAGUGUGGUUUUAAAUGUGAUAUGCUGAUGGAUUUUGUGAAAAGUUUUAAGGGUGCCGCUCAGAUUCUUGAGAAAGGUGGCUAUACACAAUUCACUCCCCAUUACAUAACUUGGUAUUGUCCCCAUGCAUUCACGAUAAGCAAACAGUGCAAGUCCCAAUGUAUAAACCAUGGAAGAUACUGUGCUCCUGAUCCAGAACAGGAUUUUAGCAGAGGUUAUGAAGGGAAAGAUGUAGUUCUUGAAAACUUAAGACAGCUUUGUGUAUUCAGAGUGGCCAACGAGACCAAUAAGCCGUGGAUCUGGUGGGAUUAUGUGACUGAUUUUCAAAUUAGGUGUCCCAUGAAAGAGAAAAAAUACAACAAGGAAUGUGCUGACAGUGUUAUCAGAUCUCUAGGACUUGACCUCAAAAAGGUUGAUAAGUGUAUGGGAGACUCAGAUGCGGAUGCUGAGAAUCCUGUUCUGAAAGAAGAGCAAGAUGCUCAGAUUGGGAAAGGAUCACGGGGAGAUGUAACAAUAUUGCCUACCCUUGUUGUUAAUAACCGGCAAUACCGAGGGAAGUUGGAGAAAGGUGCUGUCCUGAAGGCCAUCUGUGCAGGUUUUGAGGAAACUACCGAGCCAUCUGUUUGUUUGAGUGGUGACAUAGAGACAAAUGAAUGUUUGGAUUACAAUGGCGGUUGCUGGCAAGAUAAAGCAGCUAACAUUACUGCGUGCAGGGAUACUUUUCGUGGGAGGGUUUGUGAAUGCCCACUGGUUGAUGGUGUGCAGUACAAGGGAGAUGGUUACAACAAUUGUCAAGCAAGUGGACCUGGGCGUUGCAAGAUCAAUAAUGGAGGCUGUUGGCAUGACACUCGUGAUGGACGCACCUACUCUGCUUGCUUGGAUAAUGGGGACAUUAAAUGCAUGUGCCCUCCUGGGUUCAAAGGUGAUGGCGUUAAAAGUUGUGAAGAUAUCGACGAAUGCAAAGAGAGGAAAGUCUGCCAGUGUCCUGAAUGCAGCUGCAAGGACACCUGGGGUAGCUAUGAGUGCACUUGCAGUGGUGGCCUUCUGUAUAUGAGGGACCAUGAUACUUGCAUAAGUAAAACGGCAACUGAAGAGAGAUCUGCAUGGGCAGUUAUUUGGGUCAUUUUGAUAGGUUUGGCUGUGGCUGCUGGUGGAGCAUACAUGGUUUACAAAUAUAGAUUGAGGUCAUAUAUGGAUUCGGAGAUCAGAGCCAUAAUGGCGCAGUACAUGCCUUUGGACAGCCAAGUGGAGGUUCCAAAUCACGUCAGCGACAGUCGGGCAUAGGAGAUGGUGGCAUCGUAAUUUUUUCCAAAAGGGCACAAGCGAUACCAGAAGUCCUACACACACAUCAACACUUAGCCAUGGUUUUGAGGGUUGACCUAAGAUGUCUUUGUAACCUAUGCUGUACAAUAAGAAACCGCAAAGAAAGCCAAAAACAUCUCCUUGUGUUUAUUUGGAAUGUGGCAUACAUGAUGAGUUGAAGUAGGUUUGGUUUUGGAGGAGAUCCAGAUUAAUUGUUUCAGAUGAUCUUUGUUUGCUUCUAGUGGUGGAAAAUCUUCCUCCAUUGUAAGUUGAAACUGAAGUCAGGUCUUGAUGUUAGGAGAAUAUACAUUAUAUAUUUGCACAUUGAGCUAAGCUUGCAUCACAAUUGCAGAUUUUAUUAA
Molecule: messenger RNA, 2581 nt
Organism: Diospyros lotus (date-plum)
Lineage: Eukaryota; Viridiplantae; Streptophyta; Magnoliopsida; Ericales; Ebenaceae
Product: vacuolar-sorting receptor 3-like
Exons: 12
Coding region: 312-2201 (629 amino acids)
Molecular function (GO): calcium ion binding
Source: RefSeq, a predicted model, not a curated record